Messenger RNA from Rotaria socialis, 3327 nucleotides. Lineage: Eukaryota; Metazoa; Rotifera; Eurotatoria; Philodinida; Philodinidae. The record is from the annotation of a GenBank genome assembly.
AUGUAUCAUACAGAUUUUAAUGGAUACUGUUUUCAUACGAUUUAUUAUUUACUAUUUAAUUUUCUAUCGACCAAAUUAACAUUAAGUUCUUUAGCAAAUAUUCAUCAAGUAAAUGAAGCCAUUUUUAUAAAUCCCGAAACAAACUCAGCAAUUAUCCGGUGUCCAUUAGAUCUGAAGCCUGGUUUUAAUAUUCAAUGGUACGAUGCAAUUAACAAUCGAUAUGAAAAUGAUCAUCAAGGAUAUUAUCGCAUCAAUGGAGUCGAACCGUACGAUAGAGAAUUAAUUUGCUCAAGUGUUUCACGAACAGGAAUUGAAGAAGAUGAUCAAUACCGAAUUAAAAUUCGAAUGUAUGAUCGUCCUUUACCUAUUCGACAUAUUGCUAUUCUACACCGAACAAACACAACUUUAACUCUUCAAUGGAAAGAAGAGAAUUACAAUCGAAAAGCUAAUAUAAGCUAUUACGAAUUAAUUCUUAGACAUAAUCACACAAUAAAAUCUCGUGUCUUAGUCAAUCAUACGCAAACAACUUAUACAUUUGCAUCUUUACAUCCAAACACGGUUUAUUCCAUUGAAAUAUCAGUCAUAGAUAUCUGGCAACGUUCUAGUCAAAGUACACGAACAACUGCACGUACAUUAAGAAAAAAUGAAAAUUUCUCGUCACACAAACUAAUCGAUCGACAAUUGUUACAACAAUCUAUAUCAUGCUAUCAUAUUAAUCAUGAAUUAUUGUUAAUUGAAUUGAAUCGUUCAAGAUUUCUCACGCGAAAUUCUAUUUAUAAUUUAACUAUUUAUAAUAAUGAAGAUCAUGCUGUAUUAGUCGAUAAUCUCUAUUCACCUGAACAAAGUUUACCUCUCAUGAAAACCCUGAACUCAUUUAUUUAUUAUUUAAACGGCAGUAGUAUGCCACACAAAAUAAAAUUAGCUAUAUCUACAAUGCAAUUAGAAUUCCUUGGAUUAAUUCAUAAAUAUUGUGAAGAUUUUUAUCCUAUUUAUUCUCCGCUAACUUGCUCCAUUAAGUCAAUAAAUCAAUAUGAAUAUCAAAUAAUGAUAAAUACUUAUUUGCAUAAUAAUCACAAACAUAUAAUGACUCUCAAACCAAAUUAUGUAUUUUAUCAAACAAAUGAAACGCAUGUUACUCAAGAAAGUAUUGAUAAUAUUCAUAAAUAUACUACUGCUAAUAUUUCUGAUGUAGCAGAAAAUUAUUCUGUUAUUUUGGAAAAUAAUCUUAUUGGUAGUGAUAAACAUGAUAAAUUAAAUAUUACAAUUCUAUGCUCAAUUAAUCGAAUAGUGCCUGUGAAUCAAACUAAUAAAGCAAUAAUCGGUUUUAUUGUCAUUAUUAUUUUGUUUUUUAUUAUCGGUGCAAUUUUAGUAGCACUUAUUGUCUAUCAAAAAAGUGCACAGGUUGUUGUUCCUAAUUCAUUAAUUAAUCAAGUAAAUAUAUUUCGUAAAAAUCGAAAUACAUUUUUUGUACAAAUAAACGAUCCUUCGAUUGACAAUGCUGCCAAAAUUCUUGAAAAGGAAUACCAAGAGUACGAUUCCAAACCAGUUCCAAUCUAUCGAUUUCCAGCGUAUGUAGCAUAUUUACAUAAAGAUACUGAUUUUGGCUUUAUUCGACUAUUUGAAAAUAUUUGUGAAUCAUCAAAAGCAAACAAUUUUCCUGCUAAUAUAGCGCAAAUCGAAUAUAAUCAAUGCAAAAAUCGUUAUGUUAAUAUAUUGACUUAUGAUCAUUCCCGUGUGAAAUUAUCGGAUAUUGAAAACAAUGAAAAAGAAACUUACAUCAAUGCAAAUUAUAUUGAUGGAUUUGAGAAAGGCAAUGCCUAUAUUGCAACACAAGGUCCGAUGAUCAAUACAAUGAAUGAUUUUUGGAAAAUGAUUUGGGAAAAAGAUGUUAGUGUAUUAGUCAUGAUUACAAAUAUAAAAGAAUGUGGGAGAGUAAAAUGUGACAUUUAUUGGCCACAGGAAGGCGCUCAAACGUACGGAACUAUUCAAGUAACUCUAGUACGCACAAUAUCUCUUGCCUACUAUAUUAAACGAGUAUUUUUAAUACGAUCUGAAACAAAUGACCAGCUUAUUGAUUGCGAACGUCUUGUUCAUCAGUUUCACUUUACUAGUUGGCCCGAUCACGGUGUACCUUCGUUUACCUUGCCUGUUCUCUCAUUUGUACGUCGUUCAUCAGCUUGCAGUACAGAAACGAAUGGCCCGAUUGUUGUUCAUUGUUCAGCGGGUGUUGGUCGAACAGGAACUUACAUAGUCAUCGAUACAAUGUUAAAAAAGAUCAACAAACAGCAGUCAAUUGAUAUUCCUAAUUUUUUAAAACACAUUCGACAGCAGCGAAAUUUUCUAGUUCAAAACGAAGAGCAAUUUAUUUUCAUAUACGAUGUUCUGUCCGAAGCCAUACAACUAUUAACUAUUAGCGAGAAGAGUUUAGAAUUAAAUGCACAUAAUAUUGAUAAUAUUAUGCAAACACUAGAUAAACUUGAUACAGAUUCAAAUUUGAGACAAAUAGAAAAACAAUUUCAAUCAAUUGUUGAACAAAAAGUAGCCGAUAAUGGCUCAUCAUCAGUUGAACAAAUGAAAAAAAAUUCAUUGAAAAAUAGAAAUCAAGAUAUUCUACCAUUAGAUGUAUGUCGAGUUGUACUUUCUACAUAUAAAAGAUUGGUACCCGGAGAUUACAUCAAUGCAUCGUAUAUUCAUGGCUAUUAUCGUGUGAAUGAAUUUAUAAUAACUCAACAUCCCAUGAUGAAUACAAAAGGUGAUUUUUGGCAAAUGAUAUGGGAUAGUAAUGCAAACGUCAUUGUUUCUUUAUAUGCCGAUGAAAAGGCACAGCCUGAUGUACCUGAUUUUUGGCCAGCAGGAAAUGAAAUAUUGAAUUGUGGUGGCUUUUUUAUCGGCUUAAUUGAUGAAAGUUUUGAUAGUGAUUAUAUUUAUCGAGAUUGUGUCCUUCGAUCUAUUGAGGGAAAUCGUGAAUUGAAAGUAAAAUUAAUCUCUUGUUCCUAUUGGCCGGAUACAUGCUCGCCGGUUAAACUGUCAUUUGAUAUAAUAAAUAAAAUAAGAGAUUUAAAAACUAAUCGGCCCAUCGUUGUACAUGAUCUAUUUGGGGGUCAUCGUGCUGCUAUAUUUUGUGCCUUGUACACUAUGCACGAACAAAUAGAAAUCGAAGGUGUAUUAAAUGUGUAUGAAUUAGCUAGAAUUUAUCAUUUGAAACGGCCUGGGAUUUGGCGAUAUCAUGAUGAUCUUUUAUUUUUAUACCGCUGUGCGCAAGUUCUUCUGCAUGAAUACAAACAAUCGAGUGGCAUCCAUGAUUCGCCAUCUGUUCUACCAAUGUAA